CCUUGCCGGGAGGAUGCAGACGCUGGGAAGAGCGAUGAGGAUGGAGGCCCGCGAGGCAGCGCCGCCGGCGGGGGCGGGCGGCUGGAGCAAGUGGGUGAGGCUCAACGUGGGGGGCACGGUGUUCCUGACCACCCGGCAAACGCUGUGCCGCGAGCAGAAGUCCUUCCUCAGCCGCCUGUGCCAGGGGGAAGAGCUGCAGUCUGACCGGGAUGAGACUGGGGCCUACCUCAUCGACCGUGACCCCACCUACUUCGGGCCCAUCCUCAACUUCCUCCGGCAUGGCAAGCUGGUGCUGGACAAGGACAUGGCUGAGGAGGGGGUCCUGGAGGAAGCGGAGUUCUACAACAUCGGCCCGCUGAUCCGCAUCAUCAAAGACCGGAUGGAGGAGAAGGAUUAUACCGUCACACAGGUCCCACCCAAGCAUGUGUACCGCGUGCUGCAGUGCCAGGAGGAGGAGCUCACGCAGAUGGUCUCCACCAUGUCCGACGGCUGGCGCUUCGAGCAGCUGGUGAACAUCGGCUCCUCCUACAACUACGGCAGCGAGGACCAGGCAGAGUUCCUGUGCGUGGUGUCCAAGGAGCUGUACAGCUCCCCGCACGGGCUGAGCUCUGAGUCCAGCCGCAAAACCAAGCCCAGUCAUCUCAGGAUCCCGCUAACCUUUUCUCCCUCUCACCACCGCCUCCUCCUCCUCCUCCGCUUCCCGCCGGAGGUCCUGCCUCAUCUUCAUCCACCUCUUCUUCCUCCUGGAUCUCAUCUACACCCUGCCUCUUCCCUCUCUGCCCCUGUCCGGGUUUUCUCUCUGCCUGCUCACACCUCCAUCCCGGGGCUGCUGUGGCCCCAGCCUCCUGUGCCCUCCACCCAGGUGCCCCGGCCCCGCAUCCCAGAGCAUCCUGCCUGCCGCCUCCUGCACCCCUUCUGGCACCUCCCGCCUCCGGGCCCGGGGAGGAGGGGCACAGCUGCACCUCCUUGGUGCCCGCCGACCCCGCCGGGCACAUCUGAGGCUGGGCCGCCCUGCUGCAGCGCCUCACCUCCUCGCCUCCUCCUCACGUUUCCUCCUUGCAGGUUCCUGUCUGCACCCCCUCAGACCUGAGGCUGCGCUUGCAGUGAGGGCUUCUCCCGGGCCCCUCGCCCGCCCCCAGCGCUGCCAUGCCUGGUUUGUAGCUUGGCAGAGCUGGAGGGAGGGGCGGAAGCCAAGAGGGUGCUCAGCUCUUGUUUUUUGGACUUGAGCCGGACUUCCGGCUGAUUUUCUCCCCUCCCCCAAGUUUCUCAGCCUAUCUUGGCCUUGGGGAUGCGGCUCUGAGAUGAGACAAAAGGGGGAGGAAAUUCUUUCCCACCUGCCCAUCAGCAUCAGAGCCACGCUGGGAAGGAGGGAAGGGAAACGGAAGCCAGGGGCCCUGACCUCAUCCCUGCACGCUCAGGAGCUUCAUGUGUCACAGCCUCGAGGCACUGGGUUCCCUAUUUCUGCGGGGGUGGGAAGGACAGGCCACACUUGGAUUCCCUUGGCCUAGGAGGAGUCAGCCGGAGCUGGCUGAGGAUUGGGCUGUGGCAGAAAAAGCCCUGGCCAGGUGCCCACAAGCCCCCACUCAGUCUUAUCUGCCUGCCGUCGACCUUGGGCUAUUCACUGUCCCUCUCUGGGCCACAGUUGCCUCUAAAAUGGGGACGGACGGCUGCUCUCUGUGACCUUCUGCCUGAGACAGUGCUGACCAGCCUCUGGGCCUUGACCCCCUGGCCAGAGUCUUGGCAGAACGUGGCCUCCUAGGCAGCCAGCCCCCGGCCCAAGAUGGGGCGUGGGGCUCCCGGAUGGGCGAGCUGGGUCCUCUCCCUGCUCCCCCUCCUCCUCAGCUCUGAAUCCACUUUUUCUGGGCCUCAGCCCCCCUCCUUCCUCCCAGAAAGGACCUCGUGACUCACCUGACUCUUUCUCUCUCCCUCUCUCCCCACCCCUCCCUCCCUCCAUUCCAAUCUCCUCUCUGCCCUUCUCCUGGCCCUGCACUACCCUCUCCUCACCGGCCUCACCCUCUCAUCCUCCUCCCGGUGUUCUGACCACCCCCCACCCCGUCUCCCUGCCCCCUCUUAUUUUCUAGCUGUUACAAGCCAGAGGCACCCGGAUGUGAGGCCCCACAUCGCCUCCAGGGACUUGGGGUUCCGUUCUGAAAUCCUUUAUUUUUGUACCACG
Molecule: messenger RNA, 2173 nt
Organism: Eubalaena glacialis (North Atlantic right whale)
Lineage: Eukaryota; Metazoa; Chordata; Mammalia; Artiodactyla; Balaenidae
Gene: KCTD17
Product: potassium channel tetramerization domain containing 17
Exons: 6
Coding region: 14-1090 (358 amino acids)
Biological process (GO): proteasome-mediated ubiquitin-dependent protein catabolic process; protein homooligomerization
Cellular component (GO): cytoplasm; Cul3-RING ubiquitin ligase complex
Molecular function (GO): cullin family protein binding
Source: RefSeq, a predicted model, not a curated record